AUGUCGUCCUCCGGAACCGUCACGCCUGCCCAGGCCAACAGCAGCAGCUGGACCGCAUUUGUGAAGUCCAUUGCCUCCUUCAAUGGCGACCUCUCAUCCCUCACCGCGCCUCCCUUCAUUCUCUCGUCCCAGUCCCUCACCGAGUUCUCCGCCUACUGGGCCACCCACCCUCCCGUUCUGACCGCCCCCGUCGCCGAGGCGGACCCGGCGAAGCGCACCAUGCUCGUCCUCAAGUGGUUCCUCUCCACCCUUAAGCACCAGUACGCCAGCCGCAGCGAGCAGUACGGUAACGAGAAGAAGCCUCUCAACCCCUUCCUCGGCGAACUGUUCCUUGGCACUUGGUCCGAUGACGCUGGCACUACUACCCUCGUCUCUGAGCAGGUCAGCCACCACCCGCCUGCCACUGCCUACUGCGUCCGCAACGAAAAGACUGGCGUCGAACUCGAGGGAUAUAACGCCCAGAAGGCCACUUUCAAGAGCACCAUUAUCAUCAAGCAGAUUGGUCACGCCGUCCUCCGUGUGCCCCUCCCCGACCGCGAAAUCGAAUCCUACCUCAUCACACUACCCUCUCUUCACAUUGAGGGUCUCAUCUUCGGAUCCCCUUUUGUUGAGCUUGACGGCACCAGCUACAUCGCCUCCUCCAGCGGCUACACCGCAAAGAUCGACUACAGCGGCAAGGGAUGGCUCUCCGGCAAGAAGAACAGCGUGACCGCCACCGUCACCCCCUCCGGAAAGGACAAGGAAGUGCUCUAUAACGUCACCGGCCAGUGGAACAAGGCCUUUGAGAUCUAUGAGGGCCCCGUCAAAUCAAACUCCAAGUCCACCCUCGUUGCCACUUACGAUGCUGUCGCUACUGCGCAGACCGAGCUUGAGGUUGCCCCCGUCGAGAAGCAGCACCCUCUUGAGUCACGCCGCGCUUGGGCACGAGUCGCCAAGGCUAUUCAGGAUGGCGACAUGGACGUCACCUCAAUCGAAAAGACUAAGAUUGAGCAAGCCCAACGUGAGAUGCGCACCAAGGAGCGCUCUGAGGAGCGCUCUUGGGAUCGUCAGUACUUCACCGCUGUAGAGGGCACAGACAGCGUCCUCGAGCAGCUUGGCAAGGUCGUUGGCGUACCCGUUGAUGGCGAUGCGGACAAGACUGGUGGUCUUUGGCGGUUUGACAAGACCAAAGCCGGGAAGCAGGCAGCCACAGAGUUGAGUAGCGACGAUGUAACGAAGAUCGAAAAGGAGCUCCUGGGUUGGUAG
Molecule: messenger RNA, 1245 nt
Organism: Ilyonectria robusta
Lineage: Eukaryota; Fungi; Ascomycota; Sordariomycetes; Hypocreales; Nectriaceae
Exons: 2
Coding region: 1-1245 (414 amino acids)
Biological process (GO): piecemeal microautophagy of the nucleus; maintenance of cell polarity; exocytosis
Cellular component (GO): membrane; cytosol; intracellular membrane-bounded organelle
Molecular function (GO): oxysterol binding
Source: RefSeq, a predicted model, not a curated record